Messenger RNA from Chara braunii, 577 nucleotides. NCBI's taxonomy places the organism in Eukaryota, Viridiplantae, Streptophyta, Charophyceae, Charales, Characeae. The record is from the annotation of a GenBank genome assembly.
GCCAUUCGCAAAUGAAGACCCGUGGGAGUUGCAUCGGGCGCUAUACCAAUCGGUGGUGUUGGGCAUGUUCCAAUUCGACAUGGAGUACAAGCACCUCAACAUUGGCAAGCAUUUGCUCAUGUACUACGUGAUUGCGAAACCCAAGCCGGAACUGAAGGAGGGGACGGUGACGUUAUACCUGUUCGGUAAUAUUGGAACGGACAGGCCGGGACUGUUGGAGCUUAUCCAUAUCGAGCUGCUUUCCAUUGCACAGGUGAUCGCCAGUGAGGAAGGCGACCUCCAACUCCGGUUACGGGCGACAUCGGCUCCAACAAGAAUGUACCACAAGGUGGUCAUACCGGAUUACAUCGUGCGGACGGGAGAAAAGGUGAUAGACCUCAAAGAAGCAGUUGUGUCCUCCCUUGUCCUAUCCAACACCAGCGCCCCUGAAGACACCAAGGAAGGCCCUCAAGAAGAGGUGUCGGCAACCAUCGUCGGAAUAGCAAGGAAGCUAAGUAGGACCAGGGGAAGAAGUAGUCCAGCCAGUGCCUGCCCGGAAGUCUGACCCCGUUCCGAAGAGUAAAGCCACACCGAUAGA